Molecule: messenger RNA, 1179 nt
Organism: Brassica oleracea var. oleracea
Lineage: Eukaryota; Viridiplantae; Streptophyta; Magnoliopsida; Brassicales; Brassicaceae
Product: delta(3,5)-Delta(2,4)-dienoyl-CoA isomerase, mitochondrial
Exons: 2
Coding region: 107-937 (276 amino acids)
Cellular component (GO): peroxisome
Molecular function (GO): delta(3,5)-delta(2,4)-dienoyl-CoA isomerase activity
Source: RefSeq, a predicted model, not a curated record
CCGUCUCCAAUCAAACCAAAAAGGUCAUCCUUCCGAACGAAACACACAUUUGCAACCUCAAAUCUCUUAUAACCUUAUCACCACCAUUUUUCCAAAUUCGAAGCUAAUGGAUUCCUACAAAACCCUAGAAAUCGUUCGCAAGAAUACCGACUCCUCCGUCUUCCACGUCGUCCUCAACAGGCCGUCGCAGCUCAACGCCCUAUCCCUCGACUUCUUCGACGAAUUCCCCAUAGCUCUAUCGUCCCUCGACCAAAACCCAGACGUCGCCGUCAUCAUCCUCUCCGGCGCCGGAAAACACUUCUGCUCCGGCAUCGACCUCGCUUCCCUCUCCUCGAUCUCGGCCCAAUCGUCCUCAGGCGGCGACAGAGGGCGCUCGAGUGAGGGUCUACGACGCAGGAUCAAAUCGAUGCAGGCGGCGAUAACCGCCGUGGAAGAGUGCCGGAAGCCUGUGAUCGCAGCUGUGCACGGCGCGUGUAUCGGAGGGGGAGUUGAUCUCGUCACGGCUUGUGACGUUAGAUACUGCUCCGAGGACGCUUUCUUCUCGAUCAAGGAGGUUGAUCUAGCGAUCGUUGCGGAUCUCGGGACUCUCCAGCGGUUGCCGAGGAUCGUCGGGCACGCGAAGGCUAUGGAGUUGGCGUUGACGGCGAGACGAUUCUCGGGAUGUGAAGCGAAGGAACUUGGUCUUGUUUCUCAGGUCUUCAGAUCUAAGUCGGAGCUUGAUAAAGGCAUCACCAUGAUCGCUGAAGGAAUAGCAGCGAAGUCUCCUUUAGCUGUGACAGGGACGAAGGCAGUGUUGUUAAGAAGCAGAGAGAUGAGUGUAGAACAAGGUCUUGACUACGUAGCAACUUGGAACUCGGGUAUGCUUAUAUCGAACGAUCUCAACGAAGCUGUCUCUGCGCAGAUGAUGAAAAGACAACCUCGUUUCUCUAAACUGUGACGAGAGUCUCUGUUUCUUUCUUCUUGUCUGCCUGGUAACAAAGCAAUAAGGUCUUUAUUGGAAGAAGUUUUGUUUUAUAGUUUCUACAGCAGCUUGAAUAAUUUGAUGACUUUAGUUUGGGCUUUGAUUUGAGUCAGUUGUCUCGAUCGUUCAAAUUUCGUGAAAGUUAAGAUCAUUUAUAUCAAUGGUUAAGUCUACUGAACAGUUUGAUUCACAUUGAGUGAAGUUGAUCUUUGAUUAGA